Molecule: messenger RNA, 3262 nt
Organism: Bombina bombina (fire-bellied toad)
Lineage: Eukaryota; Metazoa; Chordata; Amphibia; Anura; Bombinatoridae
Gene: MYOT
Product: myotilin
Exons: 18
Coding region: 312-2684 (790 amino acids)
Biological process (GO): homophilic cell-cell adhesion; dendrite self-avoidance; axon guidance
Cellular component (GO): plasma membrane; axon
Molecular function (GO): cell-cell adhesion mediator activity
Source: RefSeq, a predicted model, not a curated record
UGAUAUACUCCCAAGUAAUUAGCAUGACAUCAAGAACAGCCCAGGGAACUGUGCAGCUGAAUUUCAGACCAUGGUGUCAUGCUCUUUGGAAGGGUGCUCCCUGACUUCUGGAUGCAGUUCCUUAAUGUAACCUCAGAAACCUCAAAUAUCCUGAUUAGCCACUGACACAUCAACAACCCAGCUUAUUCUUGUGCCAAGCUAUAUUGUUUUACAAACCAAAAAUGUCCUUCGUUAUUGGCGAUAAUGUUGUCACACCCACUAAGCGAUCAUUUCUAAACAAGUCUUCCUCUACUUACCUGUGAUAAGGAAACAUGUCACAGACAAAGAGGAAAACAACCAGCGUUUCUCUUACUAUUGGUUCAUCCUUUAAGGAAGUUUCCAGAGAGUCCCAGAGUUCUUCAAAACUAAUUCAGCCCAUUCAGUUGGACACUAAAAAAGUAUCUAGCACAUUACCAAGACAUUCAGAAUCCGUAAGUGGAACACUUCCUGUUUUUACAAAGGGUUUGCAAAAUAUAGAUGCUGAAAAAGGACAACUGGUUGUGUUUGAGUGUCGAAUACAAGGAAAAUCACCAUUACAAGUUCACUGGUACAGAGAAAAUGACCUUAUUAUUGACUCAACAGACUUCAAAAUUAUCCAAAAAAAAACAUGUUUAUCUUCCAUUCCAGAGGAGGUUUGCACCUUGAUUAUCAUUGAAGCAUUUCCGGAAGAUUCUGGAGUAUUUAAAUGCAUUGCUAAAAAUGAAUAUGGACAAGUGGCUUCCAGUGCAUAUCUUUUUGUUUCACCAGAUAAAGAAGAAUUUGAAUUGCACCAGGCUACACAAAAUGCAAUGGGAAAAAAUAAUUUGAUGAAUAACUAUGGAAAUUUGAACAAAAACACUGAUGUGAAUAAGAAACCUCCCAAUGGUGAUCUUCAAGAAAUUCUCAACUUGGACAACUUAGCUUACUGUUAUAACUCUAAAAUGGAAAAAAACAACAUGUUUCAAGAUUUUGAAUCUAAUGUAGGAAAUUGUAAUCAACAGAAUACAUGUAUAAGGAGUGAUCAACCUAAAGAGCUUGCUCAUCAGUCUGAUAAUAACACAGUAGAAGGGAAAAAGUAUUCUUCAGAAUUUUACCAACCAUCCACACCUUCAAAAACAACGGAACAUAUAAAUCACCCUGAAAGUAUGAACAUUACCACACUUCCUUCUGUUUCUUCAAUGUACCAACCAUCUAUGUUUAAUUAUGAGCGUCCAAAGCAUUUUAUACAAUCACAACCAAAAUGUCAGUCAGAAUCUGUACUUAAAGGUAACACAGCAGCUACUCUUCCGAGAACGUCACCCAAGAAAUCUUCUAUUUCAAUUCAGCCACAGAGUUCGAAUGAUCCGCCGUCAUCUUUGUCAUACUCAUUCAGCUCACAAGGAACAAGACCAACCACUACAUUGUCAUCUUCUGAGAAAGUAGAAGCACCAGAUCAGUUAUCAUCACAAUCCUCAGCUAACACAUUAUGUAAAGAAAAAGCUUCUAAUCCAUACAAGGAGCAACCAGCUGCUUUUCUCUGUUCAGUAUUACCGUCCAUGAAUGAUUACAGUGACGGAAAAUGUAACACUACAGCCAGAUCUCAUUGUCCAAAGUCACCUAACAAGAAAAUAGUAAAGCAGCAAAUAUCUGAAAGAGACAUACAAGGAUCAAAAGAUGCCCUGAUUCAAGACCUGGAAAGGAAGCUGAAAUGCAAAGAAAACGUCCUGCAUAACGGAAAUCAGCGGUUAACUUAUGAAGAAAGGAUGGCUCGUAGGCUUCUGGGACCUCAGAAUGCUUCAUCAGUAUUUGAAGAACAAACAGAAUGCCAUAGUGAUUCUAAGCAACUCUCAGAAAACAGAAGUCAGAACCACCAGUUACAAACAAGGAGCCGAACCUCGUCAUGUGGAGAAGAGGUAGAGAACAGAUCAAUACAAGAAAAGUUUUUCCCACCACGGUUUUUACAAGUACCUGAGAAUUUAGUUGUGGAGGAAGGUCGAUUCUGCAGGAUAGACUUUAAAGUGACUGGUUUGCCAACUCCAGAUGUGAUGUGGUUUUUAAACGGAAGACCAGUUCAAGCUGAUGAUUUGCAUAAAAUGAUAAUAUCAGAGAAAGGUGUUCAUUCAUUCAUAUUUGAAGUGGUUCAGGCUUAUGAUGCUGGAUUGUAUAAAUGCAUAGCAUCUAAUCGUGCUGGAGAAGCGGCUUUUACAUUACAGCUUGAUGUGCUUGCACAAGAGUGCAGAAGGCCUCCAUGUUUCACACAGAAGCCAGCAGCAACAAGAGCAGUUGAAGGAGAGGAUAUAAAAAUAGAAUGUCAGGUGUCUGCAGCUCCAGCACCGCAAAUCCUACUAAAAAAGAAUAACGACAUGCUUCAGUACAAUACAGACAGAAUACGGUUAAUCCAAGAUGGAAGUGGAAAAAUCUAUUUAUUUAUUUAUAAUGUAACAAAGUCAGAUGAUGGAUGGUACACCAUAUCAGCUGUAAAUGAAGCUGGAAUAGCCACUUGUCAUGCCCGACUUGAUGUUGCAGUUCGUGUUAACAAGCAAAUUCCAAGCACGAAGCAGCUGAAGGUGAGACCAACAUUUAGCAGAUACGCAGCACUUAGUGGAAAAGGGUUGGCUGUGCAACAGGCAUUUGCAGGGGACACACAACCUUCUUACCCUGGACUUCAUGAAAGUGAUGAACUCUAAGUGCGUUUAAGACAAUUUAUUUGUAAUACAUUUAUGUACUGUGGGCAAAAAAAAUACUAUUUGUAUAUAGCUUGAAAGAGAUCAGAGCUCAAUAUUUUGUUUAAUAAAUGAAUCAUAUUUUUUUUUAAAACCACACAUUGCCUUAGACCACUGGUUUUCAAACCUGUCCUCAGGAUUCCCCAAUAGGCCAGGUUUUCAGGAUUACCUUGGAUGAGAGCAGGUAAAAUAACCAUGGUUACUAACCAGCUGAUUAUUUUACCUGUGCUCCAGUUCAGAUGUCCUCAAAAUGUGGCCUGUUAGGGAGGCCUGAGGUCAGGUUUAAAAACCAGUGCCUUAGACAAAUUAGUUUAAAUCUUAUGGUACAUAACAAUGAAUUCUAAGAUUAAUAAACACAUUUUAAGGGUAAACAAUUGUACAACUGCUGACUGAGAAUUUUAAAAGUCCUUAUAUUUUGUGUGUUGGACAUAUAGUUAAUUAUAUUUAUAUGAGAAUUUAAUGUUUUGUGAAUACUAAACUAAAGCAGGGGUGUUGAACUUAGUUUAUUAUGGUUGUGUAAAAAUAAACAUAUUAACAAUCUA